AUGGAACCUCAGUUGUUGUGCUGCGAGGGGGACAGGCCUGCUAUCCGGAGGGCCUACCGGGACUCCAACCUGUUGACUGACCGGGUCCUGCACGCUCUGUUGCGGGCAGAAGACAAGUACCUCCCCGCUCCCAACUACUUCAAAUGCGUCCAGAGAGAAGUAGCCCCGUACAUGAGGAGGAUAGUGGCUACCUGGAUGCUGGAGGUGUGUGAAGAGCAGAAGUGCGAGGAAGAUGUUUUCCCUCUGGCUAUGAAUUACAUGGACCGUUUCCUGUCAGUGGAACCCACCAAGAAGAACCACCUGCAGUUACUGGGAGCUGCCUGUAUGUUCCUGGCAUCCAAACUGAAGGAAACAAUCCCACUCACUGCUGAGAAACUCUGCAUCUACACAGACAACUCUGUCACACCGUCUCAGCUGCUGCAAAUGGAGCUGCUGGUUCUGAACAAGCUGAAGUGGGACCUGGCUUCAGUGACUCCGCUUGACUUCAUUGACCACUUCCUGUCGCAGCUGCCUGUCAGGAGAGAGAACAGACCCAUACUCAGAAAGCACGCUCAGACCUUUGUGGCGCUGUGUGCCACAGAUGUUAAGUUCAUAGCCAGCCCCCCGUCCAUGGUAGCAGCAGGCAGCAUGGUGGCAGCAGUGGAGGGCUUGCAGAUGAGAAUGGUGGGCAACGCCAUGAUGUCUCAGAAACUGACAGAGCAGCUGGCGCAGACCAUCAGGAGCGACCCGGACUGUCUCCGGGCGUGUCAGGAACAAAUCGAGUCGCUGCUUGAAACCAGUCUCAGGCAGGCACAGCAACCACAGCAACCACAUAAUGCAGUUACCAUGGAAACUAAGAACAUCAGUGAGGGGCAGGACCUCUCGACUACGCCCACAGAUGUCCGGGACAUAAACAUCUGAUUGCCAGUCAUACAGUGGGGUGAACUGGUGAAGUGGAUGGUCAUUCUGGACAUGCUCAAAUAACAAAAAGACACGCGGCUUUUGUUUGACAUGAUGUAGUGUGUGUUUUCCAUCGCUCCGAAGUGACCGGACUCAACAGUGUGUCAGAACUGUUAACAACAUGAAGUCCAUUCUGAACUGUGGCGGGGGCCAGAAGGAGAGGCUGACUGGACAUCAUCUCGUCCAGGACACUGACAACCUUAAGACUGGAAUUCGGCUCUCACUGCAGAAAUGACUGUAAGAGUAACAUGUGUUCACCUGUGGGUGACAGCUGGUGCCAGCAGGCUGCACCCACCAAGGCGUUGAAGGCCUAUAGGUCUCUCUUAACCUACAUCUCAGUUCAUUAAAAGUCUUAUCUGUUGAUCACUGCCUCUGCACUGCAGAAGUCAACAGGUUACUCUUAAGAGACCUUUUUUAGGAGUAAAAGUGAGGUAUUUCUACGUUUAUCUUUUAUCAUUUUUAGCAGUUUGAUAAAUAUGGGCCCAGACACUUGCCCUCUUACGGACAAUAAAAUGUGUUCUGUGAUUAACAGUAUGGGCUGUGAGACAUGAUGCACGACUGGCAAAAGAAAAAAAAGAACAACAGUAGAGGUUUCCACAUUGGACCAAAAAAAGCACAUAUGGUUAUGUGCUAUUUGACUAAUAAAAUAUACCUUAGAAGUACCUAGAACAAAGUGAAACCGCUGUUCUAAUGUGAUGCAGUGUAAUGCACACUUUAUACCACUAGAGGGAAUGCAGAUAUAUGCUGAUGCUGAUGUUUAUCUGGGUGCUGUUGUUUCUGGUUGCUUGUCCCAUGUCAGUCCAUUGACGAGUAAUGUCAUUACAAGCUAUUGCAACUCUGAAUGAAUGCAUAAUGAACUGUUUUUCAAUCAGACAGGAGAAAAAUACCUUUUUUUAACUGUACAUACAGCAAGUCUUUCUGUUCUCCAGGAAAAAGCAAUGAAGCAGUACUAGUUUUGUAAAGUGUACUACUGUAAUUUGCUCUCAUAUUUAUUAUUUCUUAUCACUUGACUUGUACAGUGCUAAAAGUUCUUCUAAAAAGUGGAAAUUCUGUCAAAGACUGCUUUUCUGUAUUCAGCUACUCUAUACAUAAACACAUAACAAUGGUCCUGAAUGGUCUUGAAUAGAGAAACCACAACUAAAUACCUACACAGUGGUAUGAGUAACUUUUUAUUUUAAUUUUUUUAGGGUACUGCCCUCAUGACAUAAGCUCGUAUCAGGUGAAGCUCUGUGUUGGUGCACUGUUUGUCUGUCUUAGCACAGAGCAUAAAGAUGAAUUAAAGGAAAACUGUCUUA
Messenger RNA from Morone saxatilis (striped sea-bass), 2234 nucleotides. Its product is annotated as G1/S-specific cyclin-D1-like. Gene Ontology annotation, molecular function: cyclin-dependent protein serine/threonine kinase regulator activity. Bases 1 to 900 code for a protein of 299 amino acids. The transcript is spliced from 5 exons. Gene Ontology annotation, cellular component: cytoplasm; nucleus; cyclin-dependent protein kinase holoenzyme complex. The record is from RefSeq and is a predicted model, not a curated record. Gene Ontology annotation, biological process: regulation of cyclin-dependent protein serine/threonine kinase activity; mitotic cell cycle phase transition; positive regulation of G1/S transition of mitotic cell cycle. Lineage: Eukaryota; Metazoa; Chordata; Actinopteri; Moronidae.